CGAUUAUCACUAACUAUAUGUCACUACAUACUAUAAGUGCCAUCAUGGGAACAAUUCGAUCACUCCACGACAUCCGAUAUGUUAUUAUAAUGUAUAUAAACGGCAGAUCAUUUACCCCUGUAACGUUUUUUAUGCUCGCAAAAACUAUCCUUCCUACUAUUACUAUAUUCAUGGGGAUUUUUGAAGUUAAUCAUGGAUUACUCAUUUAUUUCCGAUCUAUAACAAUAUUGUUCUUAUGGCUUAGUGUAAUCGCGAUUUUAAUAACCUUCAAGGAGAUCGGAAUUAUUACCAUUGGUAAGCAUUUCUCAAAAGCUGUCUACCUAAUAAUUUGAUAAUAACCUAUUAACCUUUUUAAUAUGCAGUCAUUG
This is a messenger RNA of Rhizophagus irregularis DAOM 181602=DAOM 197198, 368 nucleotides long. Lineage: Eukaryota; Fungi; Glomeromycota; Glomeromycetes; Glomerales; Glomeraceae. The record is from RefSeq and is a predicted model, not a curated record.